Messenger RNA from Miscanthus lutarioriparius, 684 nucleotides. Lineage: Eukaryota; Viridiplantae; Streptophyta; Magnoliopsida; Poales; Poaceae. The record is from the annotation of a GenBank genome assembly.
AUGGAGACCGACACCUCCUCCUGCGGAGGUGGCGGCGCCAAGCAGCGGGGUAUAGGACUUGUGGAGGUGCAAGCGGCGGCGGCAGCGUUGCGGCGGUCAGAGGUGUUUCACGUCGUGAAGGAGCUCGUAGGCUUCGUCCUCUACAUGCACCACCAGAUCCCCUCGGUUUUGCCGAGUCUUGAAAAUGAAUUUGCAAGUUUAAAGGAGGAAAUGACAGAAAUGACAUUACAACCGGCUGAACUCAAACCAUCUGAUCAGAGAAGGUACAACAUGCGAAAAAGGGAGGUUAGAUGUAGAAUAAAGAAGCACGAGAAGUUGAUGAAUGGCAUCUCUACCUUACUCUGUUCUCUUCAGCAAGCACUUGAUGAAGUUUCAAGCGUUGAAGGAGUCAUCCUGAUCCUUGGAGGAAGCCUUGUACGGCCCCUAUUUGUUUAUGACAUUACAAUUUCUCAUGGUAUCUUUGAUUCAGGAAGUGCCAAAGAGCAUGCUCUAACCAAGUUAGCUCAAUCUGUUUCUCGGAAGGCUAUCCGUGCUCUUGUAUCAUGUGGAGCAGGGAGUUUGUCCUACACAGGAUCAGGAUUCAGGGCUGCAUUGUCAAACUGCAAGUUUGUUUCACAGAUGAACAGUGUUUUGUUUUUGAAAUUAUUUGAUUUUGCAUCUACUUUGGCUUUGAUACUUGAAUAG